Pelobates fuscus (common spadefoot toad) is the source of this 1674-nucleotide messenger RNA. RefSeq names its product vomeronasal type-2 receptor 26-like. Gene Ontology annotation, cellular component: plasma membrane. The transcript has 6 exons. Bases 1 to 1674 code for a protein of 557 amino acids. Gene Ontology annotation, biological process: G protein-coupled receptor signaling pathway. The record is from RefSeq and is a predicted model, not a curated record. Gene Ontology annotation, molecular function: G protein-coupled receptor activity. NCBI's taxonomy places the organism in Eukaryota, Metazoa, Chordata, Amphibia, Anura, Pelobatidae.
AUGGCUGCUUUGGGCCAGAUUUCCCUGUGCUCCCUCCGUCCAACCCCAUCCCUGGUUGGGAGAUAUGGCAAACUGGUUGGUGUUAUAGGAGAUCUGUCCUCAGAGACGUCUCUUCAUAUUGCCAACAUACUGAGUCUAUAUGGAUACCCACAGAUCAGCUAUGGAGCUACACAUCCCAAUUUAGCCAACAAAAAUCUCUAUCCAUCUUUCUUCCGAACCCUUCACAAUGACCAUAUUCAUAUUAAAGCAGUUGUAAAAUUACUCAAGCAUUUUGGCUGGACCUGGAUUGGAAUGAUUAUAUCAGAUGAUAUUUAUGGGGAAAUUCAGAGCCAGGAAUUAAAACAAAUGGCUGCUUUAAAUGGAAUCUGUAUUGAGUUCUCUCUAAAGACAACUGCCGAAGAAGAGUUUGAUCAACUUAAACUUUACUUUUUAAGAAGACUACAUUUUAAAGAUCCCACUGGGGAGGAUGUAUAUUUCGAUGAGAAUGGAGAGAUGCCUACAGUGUAUGACAUUGAAAACUGUAUCAUGUUAACCAAUGGGCAAAUAAUGACAAAUAGUGUUGGGAUGUUAAACGUAUCUGCUCCAAAUGGACAACAACUUAUCAUCAAUGAGACGCUCAUAACAUGGAAAAAUAGUGCUACUGAGAUUCCACUUUCAAGAUGUUCUGAAGACUGUCCUCCCGGCUACAGACAGGUACCACGAGAAUCAAUACAUAUUUGCUGCUUCAGUUGUGCACCGUGCCCAGACGGAGAGAUAUCCAACCAAACAGACAAGAUAUCUUGUGAAAAGUGUCCUGAUGACAAAUGGCCAAAUGAAGGAAAGGACAAAUGCAUCAAUAAACUCACUGAGUUUUUAUCCAUCAGAAAUGAUCCAAUAGCUUUAGCACUUUCUCUUGUUUCUGUUUUAUUUUCAACAACCGCUUCCAUUAACUUAUGUAUAUUUAUUUUAUUCCGAGACACUCCUAUCGUUAGAGCUAAUAAUCAAAAUCUCAGCUUUAUUUUGUUGGUUUCAAUCAUACUGAGCUUCCUCUUUGUGUUUCUGUUCCUUGGUCGUCCAGUGGAUAUAAUUUGCAUGCUGCGUCAGACCUCCUUUGGAGUUAUCUUCUCUGUAGCUGUGUCUUCUCUGUUGGCCAAGACAAUCAUGGUUUGCAUCGCUUUCAAAGCUACCAAACCAGGCAACUCUUGGGGAAAAUGGAUGGGGAUAAAAAUACCCAACUGUGUGGUUUUUAUUUGUUCAUUUACUAUGGUUAUGAUAUGUAUUAGUUGGCUCUCUAUCUCACCCCCCUUCCAGGAGAUGAACACUCACCUUUAUCCUGGAAAGAUCAUCAUUCAGUGCAAUGAAGGUUCAGUCAUUGCCUUUUACACUGUCCUUGGUUACAUGGGGUUCCUUGCAGCUGUGAGUUUCAUUGUUGCAUUUCUGGUCAGGAAAUUGCCAGAUAGUUUUAAUGAAGCCAAGUACAUCACCUUCAGUAUGUUGGUUUUCUGCAAUGUGUGGAUCACGUUUAUCCCAGCUUAUAUGAGUGUUAUGGGGAAAAACACUGUGAUCGUUGAGAUUUUUGCUAUAAUAGCUUCUAGUGCUGGAAUUCUAAUCUGCAUAUUUUUUCCAAAGUGUUAUAUUAUACUGUUUAAACCUCAGUUGAAUUCAAAAGUGAACUUACUAAAACUGUCUUCUUGA